GAUUAAACGAUUCGAGGAGAAGGAGAAUGUAAAGGAAGAAAUCGUUUUUCAGUAGUUGUUUUCUUCUACGAUGAGAGACUUGGAGCUUCAGGGCUUGAAGUCGCUGAAUGCCGUCCCUUUAAUACAAAUUAAAGUCACCAAUGCUUCGGGGAAAGAAGUAGCUUUGACGGUGUCAUGCAAAGAUAGAGUAGCUGUCGUAAAAGAUAAAGCUUUAGGUGGAGAAUUUUACAAAGAUUCGUCGUCCUACAAACUGGUUAUUGGAAAAUGUCGUCGUAUUUUAGACGAUGGAAAAAGUUUAGAAGAAGAAGGAGUGCAAGAAGAUGACGAGCUGGUUUUACUCAAACGUCGUCAAAAUACGAAUGAAGAUAAGAACCAGAAGAGAGUGUCUUCUAAGGGGCCAGAUAUUGCCACAAUACAAAGACUAACCCUUAAACUGGAAGCAAGAAAAAAAGAAGAAACGCCACCAUCCUCAUCGGGAGGCAGCAUUGAUUUCAACACAGAAUUAAGGAGAAUCUUGGUCUCACUUAUCGACUCUUCAUUAUUGCUUCAGUCUAUUGAUGAAUACGAUGAGGAAGGCAACCUUUAUAAAGGAACCAGUAAUGCUGAAGCAAGCAGUAGUUCUUCAGGUGACAAGACAGAUGAAGGCCUUAAAGGGAGAAUUGAUGAUGAUGAAUUCGCCGUCAAUCCAGAAAUUCUAAAACAGUUUACAGAUAUGGGAUUUACAGAGGCUAAAGCCACGAAAGCACUACGUAUACACAGAAUGUCACCAAUGCAAGCCAUGGAAUGGCUCUUGCAACAUGAAAGCGACCCAGAUCUAGACGAGUCUGAACCCUUAACAGUUGGUUAUAGCAGAACAAGACGGAAACGAAGAGAAUUUACACCUAACCCGAGAGCCGUAGAAAAUCUUAAAGAAAUGGGUUUUCAAGAAGAAGACAUUCUAGUAGCGCUGAAAGUAACUGGCAACAACCAAGAAGCAGCAUGUGACUGGCUGUUAGGGGAUAAAAAAUGUGGUGUUGUAAAUAUUGAUGAGGGCCUGGACCAAGAUAGUCCCAUGUACAAGGCUAUUAUGGAAAACCCGAUGGUUCAGCUUGGCUUGUAUAAUCCCCGAAUUCUUGCAGCCUUUGAAGACAUGCUUGAAAGUCCCACUAAUAGUGGUAUGUACAUUAGCGAUCCUGAAACCGGACCAGUGCUGCUCCAAAUAUCUCGAAUAGUUCAGGGUUUCGCUAGAUAGUAUUGCCAGAUAGUAAAACCAAUUAAAACGCAGAAUGAAAACGAUACAUUCCAACUUUAGGUAGUGGAGCCAAUCAGAAACCUAGACUGCACAAGAAUUGUAAUUUGACCCUGAUGUUACUUGAUGGCAAUCGUCAUUUUCUCUUGGAAAUAAAAAGACAUGUUGAAAGGCUAUUGUUUUCUGCUGAUUUCUGAUUGGCUCCACUACCCAAAGUCGGGAUGUAUUGUUUUUAUUGGUUCUUGCUGUCUAAGUGGCCCCGGUUAUAGUAGUUGCACUGUAAAUAUUCUCCCUUCCUAUACUUUAUGUCAUCGUUCUCUUCCCUCCCUAUUUUUUUUGGCCCUUUCACCCUCUUUUUACCUCUUUCCUGCCACUCCCUUCUAUCGAUUGGAGGGGGGGUUCGUUUUUUCGUUGUUUCUCACUCUUUUUUAUCCGUUUCUCCCUCCCUGAUCCGUUCAUCUCAUUCAUCUGUAAAUAACUGACUGGGUUUGUCAACUUACCAAUAAGUAUACCCGUAUUUCAAAAAACGUCAGAUCCAAGGGAGAUAGGUCAUUCCAAGACGGAAACCGAAACCCGAAGGAAUUGUGGAAAACAAUAAGUAGUUAUUGAACGGAACGAGGUUCAAAAAUUGUGAUAUCUUAGUGGCGAGCAAAGCAAUUAUUUGCCGAUGCCAAAGGCGGACAUACUAACAAAUCACGAUAUUAUGUGAUAACCGAGUUCAAUUAUUGUUUUAUCAUUCAGAUGAAUUUUUUCCUCUGUGUGUGUUUUUUGGUUGUUGUUGCUGUCUAACAAACAUGACAAGUCAUCUUCUGACAGCUCAGGAAAGCGCACCAUGUUGACAAAUGCGGCUACGUUACUGCGCAGGUGCAGACUGUUCUUUGCAGCAAAACGGCUUUGCACCUUAAUGCGCAUGAGCAGAUUAUCAUUUGUAGGCAGUUAUUUGCAGUUAUGUCGGCCAAAAAAGACAGGGAAAAAAUUGAAUGAUAAUACCUUGUAUCACAACACUAACCUCCGUGCUCUUAACGAAGAUAAUAACUAUAACCUAUCAGUUUAAUUUAUUGAAUAGUCCCUUUCACAGUUCCCUGCGCCAUCUUGAAAGGUAGCAUUGCCUUUGCAUCGAAGCGAGAUGAACGGUGAGCUUGCAAUGAUAAAGACAUGUGAAUAAUUGUCCAAGGUGUUAAAAAAUGGCUCAGGGAACUGUGAAAGGGACUAUUGAUAGAUUUUUUUUUUCUAAUUUUAAUCUCAGUAGUUUACAGAUGGCCUAUUUCGUUUGCCUCCGAUAACCUUUUCUGAAAUAGGUAUAUACGAGCCAGGGUCAUUUUUAUUUUAAAUGUACAGUCAUUUUUAACACAAAGUCAUAGUGUACGUAGUUUCCUCAGUUGGUAACCGCCAUAAGAAGUGUCGGUUCCAGGUCUUUCCUGCAAAGACAGAAGCUAAGAGAAAAAGACUAGGACCGGCAACCUUAAGAGAAAGAACCAUUCUCGUACCCAGAGCCUCCUCAUAGCGAAAAUCGGGAAAAAACAAGCCAGGGAAAAACCCUAAAAUUCUAUGGAAUUCCAAUGGCUGUUGAAAAUUACAUAACACUGAACGAACUCUGAUUGGACAACAGGAUAAACAAAAAUACCAACGGAAACCAAGCAAGACAAAUCGACAGGAACGGUCAUGUUUCUUCGAAUCUCGAAUCAAUUCCUAUUUCCAUUUGUCGAACAUAUAAACUUUUGCAAUAACAGAAGACGCAAACAAACCGUUAGAAAGGUCGAGCAUUUUAAAGUCAGCGAUCCUGAGAUAGAGCAUGCGCUCUGACGACCUGGUCGCAAGAUUCUUGCUUCCAGUCAGUGGGGUUUCCCAGAGCCUACGAUUUUUGCGAAUGAGUAGGGUCUGGGAACGAGAAUGAGAAAGAACCUACUUGGGGCUGCUCACGUGUCUAAGGGAGCAGUCAUUAUUUAAGUCGGAGGGGGGAGGGGUGGAGAAGAAAAUGUUUUUGAUGCAAAGCAUUUUCCAGACCCCGACAAUGGCAUUCAUGUUUUUCGGGUACCCCUCUUCAAUCGUUUAAACAAUCCUCCCAAUCAUCCUUUUGACCUUUCAAGGCCCCCUAUGUUCCACUAAACAAAUUUGAGGGUCCCCAUUUUUUCUUCCACCCCCCACCCCCUCCGACUCUUAAAUAAUGACUGCUCCCCAAAAGCGUGUCUUAAAAAAUCUUUUUUUUUUCUUUCAAAAAAUGAUUAAAAAAUUUGGCGUGCUUAAAUUGGUUCCAAUAUGGACUUUAAUAUUCUGCAUAAUGUAAAAGAGCAAGUCGGAGAAUCUCUUUUCCUUCUCGAAAUUUUUGUACCUCGUGUCCUAUAUUCAGAAGACACGUGACCAAGCAACCACGACUAAGAUUGACCUACCUUUACCGAAGUAAAGCCGAACAUGUGCCGGGGUAUAAGGUUUUGGCCGACACUCAUAACGAUUGCAUAUAUAUAUAUAUAAACAAUCAUCAUUAUAUUUGGCCGGGGGAGCGACUGUGUCAAUAUGAAAUUGAAAAACAUAAAUGUACCACGACCGAGAUA
Actinia tenebrosa (Australian red waratah sea anemone) is the source of this 3777-nucleotide messenger RNA. Its product is annotated as ubiquitin-associated domain-containing protein 1. Gene Ontology annotation, molecular function: protein binding. Gene Ontology annotation, cellular component: ubiquitin ligase complex. NCBI's taxonomy places the organism in Eukaryota, Metazoa, Cnidaria, Anthozoa, Actiniaria, Actiniidae. The record is from RefSeq and is a predicted model, not a curated record.